ACCUCCUGUGAUCAACAAGAAAUAUAUGCAGGAGCAGACUAUAACUACUAUAAAGAGACUUUAUGGUGAAAAAAUGAGGAGUUUGAAAUCCCAGUUGGAAGCUUACCGUGAACUGAUGAACAAGAACAGCACACAUUGGCAAACUACUGUUAAGAGCCUGAGGGAAAGAAACACACAACUGAGCCAAGACAAAGAAGAUCUUAUUCACCAAAUGAAGCAACAAACAGAAAAAUUGGAAGAACAAAAGGUCUCCAUUCUAGAAAAUCUGUCAAAAAAAAUAAAACUUCUUUAUACCCAGCACACACUGACUUUGCAGGAACUUCACACCAUCAGUCUAUAUGUGGAGAGAGUGUGUGACCUCAUCAAUUUCCAGAUAAAAAUUCUUCAACAAAAGUCUGAAAAGACAGAAGAAGAAAAAGCUGAUGUGCCAGUGAUUUUAAAAUUAAAGGCAGAACAAGCAGCUAAUGAAGAGAAGCCUGAAUGCUUAAUGGAAACAGAACCUCUUUGGCAAGCACACAUCUUGUUGCAAAAGAUACAGGAAUCUUUACAGAAGCAAGAGAGAGAAGUCAAUGAGACCCUAGAAAGUGAAAGAAGAUAUUACGAAGCAAUGAAACCUCAAAACAAGGUGCUAAUAUUCUUGAAAAAUCUUGCCAAGAAGGUUCACACCAUAUAUUGUGAUGUCCCUGAGGCACAACAGUAUAUCAGCCAGCUUAUCAGAAAGAACGAGGAUGAAAGGGCUGAUCGGAAAGAAGCCUUUAAUAAUGCUCAGGCUGACAUUCUGUCCUAUGAAGUAUUUUAUGGAAAUGAACCCAUGGAUGACAAAAGGACUGAGCUCUCAACAAAGCUUUUCAGAAAUCUUGGGAAAGCAAAAUCUGAGUUUGAAUAUAUUGAAACAGAGAAGAUUGUUUUUGAUUGUAUACGGACAGGAGAAAUCCCCAACUGGAUUAAAAGGGAUUGUCUUUAUGUAGCCUUGGCAGGUGAGAAAUCCUUUUGUCAAUUCAAAGAAAGCUAAUUUGCUCAACUAACUUUUGAAUAUAAGAAAACAGUUAAAGACACCUAGAGCAUGCUGCAGUCAGAU
Oxyura jamaicensis (ruddy duck) is the source of this 1078-nucleotide messenger RNA. RefSeq names its product cytadherence high molecular weight protein 2-like. The record is from RefSeq and is a predicted model, not a curated record. NCBI's taxonomy places the organism in Eukaryota, Metazoa, Chordata, Aves, Anseriformes, Anatidae. The transcript is spliced from 8 exons. The coding region runs from base 26 to 1012 and encodes 328 amino acids.